AGGAAGACGAAGAAAGUGCAAAGAAGGAGAAAACCAACCCUCUGCUUGUGGUUGCAAUCGUGCCUGCUGCUGCUAGCUUUUUUCUCUGUCUCAAAUUGACCAAAUCCAAGUUGAUUUUCAAUGAAAAAUAUGUUUGUAGAAAAGCCGUGCGAAUCGUGACCGCGUAUAGGCGAGUGCGUAAUAGUGACGGAGUUCUGGGGGGCGCGUUAACCGGAAGUCAACCCGCGACGCCGUGACGUGGUCAAAGUGGGCCGCGGAUAUCCGAAAGAGGAGAAAACGAGAAAUAUUCUAGAUUUUGCUGUGUGCAAGUGCUUCGGGAAGAAUCGGUCGCUGUCGGAUUACGUCGUAGUAGCAGCAGCCAGAAGAAAUUAGGUGCCUCUGAGUAGGCUGUGAGAAGACGUGUGUGGUGUUGAAGGUGACGCAGGGCGCUUCACACGCAGAUUCUGCUGCGAUUUUUGAUCUGCUCGGAACCGGUCCGAUGUGGGACGACGCGGCCGGCUAAAGAUCGCGAUGAGCCAGAAAAACAAGCAGUGGAACCACAACCGGAACACACGCAAUAGUGGCGGAGGUCAGGGUGGUGACGGUGGUGGUGGUGGUGGUGGAGCAGGCGGAGGAGGAGGUAAUGGGCCUGGCAACCGAAACUGGAACUCUGGUGGUCGGUUCAACAACGGACGUCGAUCGUUUCGUGGUAAUUACGGAGGAGGAGGUGGAGGUCGCGGUCGCGGAGGUGGCCACUUUAAUCAGUGGAACAGAAACGGAGGUGGCGGAAUGGGUGGACCGGAUGGGAACUAUCAACGACAGAAUCAGAACCAGAACAACUGGCAGCAGUCGCCGCAGGGUAAACAGGGCGUGAAGCAUCCUCCGAUGGAGAUUCCGCUUGCGUUGACGGUUCCACCACCCUUGUUGAUGCCCCAGAUUGCACCGUCGCUGAUGAUGGAUUUUGAUGCGCCGGAUCUGGAUCUGCCAACGGGCAAUGGAACCAUCAUCCAAAGUGCUAAGGCAGUUGCACAACCUGGAGACAACAGUCCGGAAGGUUUCCUAGGAUUUUCCGAAAGUGAACCUGCGGCGAAUGGAAGCGAUGCGGUCAAGCACGUCGAAAAGCUGGAGUUGCCUCCGGACGGGAACGAGCUGUUCAAGCUGAUCGAGGACGAAGCGCUGAAGAUAAUCACGGAGCAGCCGUCCUGUUCUAACGCGGCAGUAAACUCGGCCACGCCGUCCACGAGUGCAGCGGUGGCAGGCAGUUCCGCCAGCGCCAGCCAAAUCCAGGAACGCCGGGCUACGUUCGAGCGAAGUGCCGACCAGGUGACGCGAAAGCUCAUCAACCAGCUCACCACGAUGAACAAGUACAACCUGAAACAGAUGAUCAACAAUCCGGACAGCAAGUACGAGUCCGCUCUCAAGACGCACGCUCGUCAAAAACUUCGCGCCGAGGUUCGCCGCCAGUUGCGUAAUUUCAACCUGCCCGAAGGAACGUCCGCCCAAACAAAGGCCACCAUCUGUGGAAUGCUCGAGCCGGACGAGUGCGUCGAUUCGGACAAGAUUCCGGAUGCGCUGCUCGAGCAGAUAGGAAAAGUUCUCGAUCUGAACCUACUCCUCCCGGACGUAAACGAUACGGACCCGCCAGCAAACCCGGCUGCAUCCUGUGGCGCACCCCCCACCGAGGAAGACGCCAUCAUUGCCAGCGAUGUGGACGCAUCGGCCGCAGAAGUCCUGGACAAAAAUCUCGGCCUGACCGACGACGAAGGCACGCUGCAACUCGACGCGGAAGACAUCUUUGCCCGGGCCGAACUGCUGCUGAUGAAGGGCAGUGAAUCGACCCGCCAGGGCAACUCGUCCGGCCCAAGCUCCCCGACCGAGGAAAUGUUCCCCAACGAUCAGAUUGAAUCCAUCGUCAGCGAAGAGAACGGCAUCGACAAGGUAGAAAUUAUCGUAAUUGAUUCCGACAGCGAUGACGAAACACCCCCGGCGAAACCACCGGCCGAACCUGUUUUGGCAGCGAAUCAAAUCAAGAAUGAACCCAUGGAGCAAGAAGAGGUCGCGGAGAAGAACUCAUCCGAGGUGGCGGAACAGAACUCAUCCGAGGUGGCGGAACAGAACUCAUCCGAGGUAGCGGAACAGAACUCAUCCGAAGUCGUAGACAAUAACUUCCCCGAGAUGGCGGAAAUGAGUUCAUCGGCAGAAGUUGCAGAGAAAAACUCAUCCGAGGUUGUGGAGGAAGAUACAAUACCAGCCGAGGUCGCUGAAGAAACGGUCAUUACCGAGAUGGAAGUCGCGGCGGAAGUGCAGAUCGAGCAAACCGAAGAAAUCCCGGAGCCGGCAACUGAGCUGGUCGUCGAGGAAGUUCAUUCCGAGGAGCCAGUCGUUGAACCAGCAGCUGAACCAGAACCAGAGAUCAGCCCCGUAGAAGAUGGCGAGAUCACGGAAGAGCCGCAACCCGAACCGCCGCAAACCAUCGUCGAGCAGGACAAAGAUCAAACCGAGGAAGACGAACAGCAGAGCGAUAUUCUUGAGCUGCACGCGCAUGACUCGCAGGUUGAACUGCUGGGAGAGGAGGAGAUUGUCGAGUUUGACAAGGAGCAAAUCGUGCUGCAGCAGGAAGAAAUCGUGGAACGCGAAGAAGUGGUACAGGAGCAGGAAGUCAGAGAAGAACAGAGCUUUAAAGAGCGCGAAGGCAACCAUGUGUUUGAUGACUCGGACGAGAUUGUCUUGACGAAGAGAACUGACUUUGAAGAACCGGAUGAGGAAGACGAAGAGCGGAACAAGUUUGCUGCACCUUUACAACACAAAGUGAUGGAUAAAGUGGACAUCAAAAUCGAACAAGAGGAAGAAGAAGAAGUAGAAGAGUCCGGGACAGGGUGUUUGAGCGACGCCAUGGCGUGCGUGUUUCCGUGCUUGUUACGCGUCAACACCGUGGAAGAGCUCAACAAAAAGGCCAGCAGUUUGCCCGUUGUGACAAGGGGACGAAGCACGGAGGACGCCGAACCUCCGGCACCACUUCGAGAGGACAUAUUCGAGGAGCCACCGAAGAAACCGAAGAAAAAACCAAUUAUAGACAUUACAACAUUACAAAGCUCCAAGGAGGCCGAACCUUCGGCACCACUGCGAGAGGACAUAUUCGAGGAGCCGCCGAAGAAACCGCUGAAAAAGCCAAUUAUAGACAUUACAACAUUACGAAGCACGGAGGCAGCCGAACCUCCGGCACCACUGCGAGAGGAGCCACCGAAGAAACCGCUGAAAAAGCCAAUUAUAGACAUUACGGACUUGAAGAUUCCCGAUGUCGACUUUUCCGGAGAUCCCUUACCGCAUGAUCCAGCCCAAUCCGCGGCGGUUGAAACCCUGGAGACACCCUCGGACAUCAUCCGCGUUCCGUCCUUUGCCGAGUUGACCGUCCGCCGGUCCAAAAACCCCAGAACAUACAAACCGAAUCUCGUGCAUCACGAGCUGCCGCCGAAGCGGGACAACAAAUCUUCGUCCGCGUCCCCCACCCAUUCGACCUGCAGUACAGCGUCCUCAAAAUCUCACGACACAUCAUCGACCGACGUUAACCCGCUGCGGGCCAAACUGGGCCUGCCCGUGAACACACCCAUCGGCAACACCCCGAACAUCACCCAGAGAGUCUCUCGCAAGAGCGAACACGCCCUCCGUUCCAGUCGCUCCUGCGCCAACCUUGGCAACCAACCCGGCGAGAACGGAACGACCGCCGCUGACGACUCGUCGCCGCAAAUCGACCUGCCGGAAGCGAAGGAAGCCCGCAAGGCGAGAUCUCAAACGCCCGGGCCGAAGCAGGCCGCCGAGCAGCUGAACGAGAAGAAGCAAAAGAAAGCAAAGCACUCCAAGCGGCGACCGUACUCGCCCAGCGACGAGGUGGAUCCGGACCUGGCGCGAAAGUCGCCCUCGCCGACCAGUUCGCGCGACUCAACCCCGGAACUGGCUGAAGCGGCACCGGUGCCGUUGCGCACCACCCGUGCAAAGUCCGUCGAUGCGAAGCUGUUCUGCCCGGAGAAGAAGGAAAAGAAGUUGAAAAUUAAGCUACGGAGCAAGUCGCGACCGCGUGACCCGGACGAGAUCCGGCGGGAGAAAAUCAAGGAGGAAAUCCGCCAGCUCGAGAUCGAAAUGGAGGAGGAACGGGAGCGCGAACUGGCCAAACAAAAGCAGCAAGAGCGGGAGCGAGAGCGCGAGUUGCUGCGGGAGAAAGAGAAGGAAAUCGAGCAGGCACUGGCAAGGGAGCGAGCGCUCGCCAUCGAGAAAGAGCGCGAGCUCGAACUGGCGAAGGAGCGAGAAAGACAGCGCCAGCAGGAGUUGGCCCGUGAAAAGGAACGACAGCGGCAGGUGGAGCUGGCAAAGGAGAAAGAGAGGCUGCGACUGCUCGAGCUGGAGAAGCAGCGAAUAGCCGCGGAGCUGGCAGUUGAGAGAGAGAAGCAGCGAGUGCUGGAUUUGGCACGGGAAAAGGAAAGACGUGCGGCCGAGCUGGCCAAGCAGCGAGAGAGGGAGCAAGAGCUGGCGAAGCAGAAAGAAAGAGAGCUUGAGUUGGCACGGGAGAAAGAGAAGGCAGCGGAACUGGCACGGGAGAAGGAGCGGCAGAAGCUGCUUGCGAGAGAGCAAGAAAGAAAUAGAAUAGCGGCUGAACUCGCAGCAAAGGAUAGAGAGCGAGAAAAACAGAAAGAGUUUGCAAAAGAGAAAGGUAAAAAGAGCAAAGAAGUUGAGAAGGAUACGCCCGAAGCAACUGGAACGACCCCAGCUCCGACGAAAGAGCCAUCGUCGUCUCGGGAGCGGAAAAGAAGGCAAUCGACCAAGCCAGGUGCUAAACCCGACGAGUCGCCGAAGCGAUCCAAAUCAGUGAGUGAGAUUGCCAAGGAUUCGUCGACGAAGGAAGCGUCCAAGAAGGAUGGGAAAAAGGAAACGGAAGCAAAUCCUGAGAGCAAGAAGAAAGAUGCCAAAACAGUGUCCAAGACGAAGGAAACGAACGGAACUGCAGCAACGGUCGAGAAGAGUUCAAAGGAAGCUAGCAAAGAAAAAGACACAAAAGAGUCGCAUAAGAAGGACAAACAUCCGAAAGAAAUCCCGAAAGAAAUCCCGAAAGAGCCGGAACCGAGCCCAGAGAAGCCGCCCGAGACCGUUGAGGAAUCCACCGAUGACAAGCGACGUAAGAAGAAAAAGAGCCUACUGCGAGGUCCGGAUUUGGUCAAGGGUCGAAAGGAGUCUCCGGACGAAGAACCAACGACAGAACCAACGACAGAACCGAUCGGCAACCAACCGAACGCUGAAGCGCUGGAAAGUGGUUCCGAAGCAAGCCUGCCGGAAGGUUCGUCAAACCAAGCCCUUGCUGCUUCGGUAUCGCUUGCGGAAAAAUCCAUGACCCACCGUACAGCCUCACCUCGGCCAUGGAAGUCUCCCGGAGAGAAGAAACAGCUUCCAGUUACGCCCCUAGCCACGGAAGCACCAGCAACAACACCUGCUACGACGGUCACCACUGCACCAGCUCCACCUCCCGUUGAACAACCGACCGUGCCAACGGUGGCGACUACGUCAACUGUACCGGCUUAUUCCAGCUUGGCCUCGAUCGUAACGGACGCGGUUCGUAACAACCCUUCGCAGACGGACGUCAUGGCGCGCCUAUCGAUUCCGUCGAACCUUGUUCCCGAAUCGAGUGUAUUUGCACCGGUCAUGGGUUUGCUGAACCAGAUGCAGGAAAUCGACAACAAAAUGAGCGAUUUCCAGCGCCGUAAGAUGCAGAUCGACAGCGAAAUGCUCAAGCUCAACUCGGAAAAGUUCCAGAUCGAUCAAAUGUCGAUGCAACUGCAGAACGAACGUUUUAUGGUUCUGAACGCAAUGCGGGCCGCCCUGCUAGAGUGCGAGCUGACCAGUCUGGCAACGGCUCAAAGUGCCCGCCGGCGCCACCUGGAAGAGGAUGCAAAGUCGAUGCCCCGUAACAAGCGCCGAAAAUCAAUGCCAGCGCCGGCAAACGUCGAGAAUUCACCCCACGCACCCCGUCCCGUGACCUCCCAUCCGGAUCUAUCCGAAGCGGAAGCGGAAUCGGACGUGCCCCCGACUCCGACCACUAGCAGCGGUACCAGCGGUGGCGAACGCACCAUCCGGAAGAUCACCAAAAUCAGCGGCAACACCCAGAUCCUGAAGCUGUUCCAGCGCCGUAGAUUAAUCUCGGAGAAAUCCGCCGAAGAAGACCAGUCGGACGUGGAAGCCGCCGCGACCGCACCCACUGUGGAACAAUCCUCGACGUCCACAAAACGACGCCGAACGCGAACCGAACCUCCCGCGGCCGAGGUCACCGUCGCCCAGGAGCCACUCGCACCGACGACGACGACGACAACGACGACCGUCGCAAGUGACAAACAGCGCCAGCAAACAGAUUCGAUCCAAUCCGAAUCGUCGGAAUCGAUUACGGUCGCUCAACCUCCCGUCGCCACCGUCGUCGCAGCCCCGGCCACCGCCGUAGAGCAACCUUCGCCAACACCAUCGGUGGCCAGUGUCGAAGCACCAGUUGUUGUCAAGGCGACCUCCUCCCCGCAGGAACCUGCUGCUGCUGCUGCUGCUGUUGCUCAACCAGCUGUGACGGCACCUGCCGCCACGACUGCAACCGUGACCGCGACCACGACUACGACGACGUCUCCGGUUGCGCCGCCGCCCAGCAAGAAAUCGAAGAGGGAGAACCCGCCGCCCCGGAGCGUACUGACGCGCGAGGUAAAGAUCGUCCUGAACAAGCUGAACGUGAAGAAACGCAGUUGAACGACCGGCAUGUAGACACUUGAGGUAAUGCGUGGAACCAGUUUAGCGCCCAAUUACGUAUCCGUACGUACGCUGGAAAAGGGGCUUGGUUUACACUUUGUGUGCAACUCUACUUUAAACAUACUUAAGUAAAAAAUUAUGUUAGAUUUGCGAAAUUACGGAAUUCGUUUGGUUCCUUAGUUUGGCUUGAAUAAGAUAACGAAAAAGAAAUUAAUUAUUGAAAUUACACAUAUAUUUGGGAAUUCGUUUGUUCCGCCCUCGGAAAUUUGUAAAUAUACACAUGAACAUUUUCAACGCAUAUUUAAUUGCCAAAAAACAACAGCAACAUUCUUUUAACUUUCUACAUUUAACAACAACAACAAAAAACACCCCGGCGAGACAACGCAAGCAAGCUAACAAACAAAAACCAACACAAAAAAUCUAGCAAUAUUUAAUAUCCUUAGCAUGUGUGCGAGAAAUCUCUUAACAAAACAUGUGUGCAAAUCCAGCAAUGACUUUGCGGCGGCGACCCUAUAUCUUCCCCAUUUUGUGCGCACGAGAGAGGCAGCGUCAGAUAUGCAAAGCAAGCAAGUUAAGGCAAACAGUGAACAAAACCACAAAACACAUGAAAUCAAAUAAAAUUAAAUUAUUGAUACACUGUAAA
This is a messenger RNA of Culex quinquefasciatus (southern house mosquito), 7387 nucleotides long. Its product is annotated as calponin homology domain-containing protein DDB_G0272472. The transcript has 5 exons. The record is from RefSeq and is a predicted model, not a curated record. NCBI's taxonomy places the organism in Eukaryota, Metazoa, Arthropoda, Insecta, Diptera, Culicidae. Bases 511 to 6744 code for a protein of 2077 amino acids.